AUGUUUUCCACAAAGGCAAUUUCACUGCGGGCUCUGUCCCGCGCGCCGUGCCGGGCCAGAUGUCCAGCAGCGAGACGGUAUGCGACGAACUAUGAUCAGCGCACCCAGGAAACGCUAAAGACUUCAUCGCGAUUGACGUGGCUUACUACAGCCGCCGCUAUCGGCGCCGCAACUCUCUACUACACCACGACCUCUUCUCCCACCUCUCCGGCCCCUCCAGCCUCCACACAACCAGUGCACCGCCACGAAUCCGCCCAAGCUUCCUCCGACGCCCCGAAGCCCGUUGAAGACCGCCAUGGCGAUACUGUCGCUAAACACAGCAUCGCAGCGCACAAGAACCAGAACAAAGUGCGCGAGGGCAAGUUCUCUGGCAAGGAGUUCGAUAAUCACGUGCAGACGCAUUCGCCAGGGAACCCUGAAGGCGAUUUUGAAAAGAAACAGUAG
Messenger RNA from Parastagonospora nodorum SN15, 444 nucleotides. RefSeq lists its product as hypothetical. Bases 1 to 444 code for a protein of 147 amino acids. NCBI's taxonomy places the organism in Eukaryota, Fungi, Ascomycota, Dothideomycetes, Pleosporales, Phaeosphaeriaceae. The record is from RefSeq and is a predicted model, not a curated record. The transcript is spliced from 2 exons.